AUGAGGCUCACUAGAUUGUGGAUCGCUGAAGGAUUUGUUGAACAUGCCAAAGGGGUAACAGCAGAAGAAGUUGCAAACAGCUAUGUUAUGGAACUCAUUUUUCGUAACAUGCUACAGGAAAGGUAUCAAGAACACAACCAUGCAUGUAAGAUGCAUGAUGUUAUGCGGGAGAUUGCUUUGUCAAUAGCAGAAAAAGAAAAGUUUUGUUCCAUACAUCAAGGGAGUGAAACAGUGGAAGAAACUGGGGCCCUGCGUUUGUCAAUCCAAACUACUAAUGGAGAAAUUGGAUAUUCAUGCACAGGUUUGUCACGGCUUCGUUCUUUUCUUGUGUUUGCAACUGGCACAUCCUCGUUCUCUUUCUCAAAGACAUUGCUUUUUAACCAUACAUUGUUGAGGGUUCUAGAUUUGGAGGAUGUCCCAAUAGAUAAUCUGCCAGACGAAGUAACGUACUUAUUCAAUUUAAAAUAUUUAAAUUUGAGAGGUACUCCAAUUAAGGAGCUUCCAGAAUCCAUAGGACAGCUCCGCAACCUUCAGACCUUGAACAUCAUGGACACAAACAUAGAGGCACUUCCAAGAGGGAUUUCCAAGUUGCUGAACUUGCGACAUCUAGUUAUGAGCCAUUACCAAAAUCUUUCCCUGGUAAUUGGGGUAAAAAUACCAUCAAGUAUUAGUAAGAUGAAGAAAUUGCAGUAUUUGGGAUGUAUUAAAUCCGAAGGAAAUAUCAUUAGACUUAUUGGAAAUAUGACCCAGCUUAAGGCCCUUGGCAUUACAAAUGUGAAAGAAAGAGACGAGGAGGACCUAUGUGCCUCAAUUCAAGAGAUGAAGGUUCUUUCCAAGUUGGGUUUAUGGGUAGCAGAUGGAGAGGACUUUCUUCGACUUAACACAUUGUCUUCACCUCCUCCCUUCCUUGAUACACUUACCUUGAGCGGCAAAUUGGAAAAGGUACCACAUUGGGUUUGUUCACUCCACUCUCUCAUAUAUUUGCGUCUGGGUGGGUCUAGACUUGAAGAAGAGGUACCACCUCAUAUCGAAGCAUUGCCUUCUCUGCGUUUGCUUUGCCUUGAUAAUUCCUAUGUUGGGAAAGAGUUAUGUUUCAGCAGUGGCUUUGUGAAGCUUACGUAUAUGGCGUUGACUAAUUUCUCAUUAUUAAAUAAGAUAACUAUUGAGGAAGGGGUGAUGCCAAAUCUUGACUUCUUAAUUAUCAAUACGUGCUUGAGCUUAGAGAGACUGGCACUGGGUAUUGAGCACCUUACUAAACUAGAAGGAUACACAUUCGAGAGUGUUUCAGAGCAAUUUACAGAGUCCAUACGAGAAGGAGGUGUGGAUCAUGCAAGGAUGCUACUAGUUGACGAGAGAUGCAAGAAAUAUGCGUAA
This is a messenger RNA of Prunus armeniaca (apricot), 1374 nucleotides long. NCBI's taxonomy places the organism in Eukaryota, Viridiplantae, Streptophyta, Magnoliopsida, Rosales, Rosaceae. The record is from the annotation of a GenBank genome assembly.